AUGUCCAUCAUCAUGGAUCACAGCCCCACGACUGGGGUGGUGACUGUCAUCGUCAUCCUGAUCGCCAUCGCGGCGCUGGGGGCCUUGAUCCUGGGCUGCUGGUGCUACCUGCGCCUGCAGAGGAUCAGCCAGUCCGAAGAUGAGGAGAGCAUCGUGGGGGAAGGAGAAACCAAAGAGCCCUUUCUUCUGGUGCAGUACUCUGCUAAAGGACCUUGUGUGGAGAGGAAAGCUAAGCUGACUCCAAAUGGCACCGAAGUCCACAGCUAA
This is a messenger RNA of Acanthisitta chloris (rifleman), 267 nucleotides long. RefSeq names its product stannin (gene SNN). Gene Ontology annotation, cellular component: mitochondrial outer membrane. Bases 1 to 267 code for a protein of 88 amino acids. Lineage: Eukaryota; Metazoa; Chordata; Aves; Passeriformes; Acanthisittidae. The transcript has a single exon. The record is from RefSeq and is a predicted model, not a curated record.